Messenger RNA from Pyricularia grisea, 918 nucleotides. RefSeq lists its product as uncharacterized. The annotation marks the transcript as partial. Lineage: Eukaryota; Fungi; Ascomycota; Sordariomycetes; Magnaporthales; Pyriculariaceae. The transcript is spliced from 2 exons. The record is from RefSeq and is a predicted model, not a curated record.
CAAGUCAGCAUCAAGAUACCCACCAUGCUCCUCCUAGCCCUUGCCAUCAUCCUCGCCAUCAUCACCAACCCCUCCACCGCCGCGGAUCCAGCGAGGUGCUACCUCCCCGGCGGAAGGCCCAUCGAGGACGACAAGAAUCCGAUCCGGCCGUGCGAGUGGAACAAGGGGGUCAGCGGUCUGAUCACCAACGUCAACGGGACCUGCUGCGCUCGCGGCCAGGGCUGCCUCAUCAACGGCCUCUGCGUAGAUACCGACAAGUCGGAGAUCUGGGAGGGUGGCUGCGUCAACCGCAACGGCAGCUUUUGCACGCAGGACUGCGAUGCGAAAUAUAAUCCCCAGAGGCUUGAGAAGUGUGGUGCGGUGAAAAGGGAUUAUUAUGCAUGUCCGGGAAGGAAGGAUGACUGUGAGGAUGAUGAUGCAAAGGUUUUUAGAGUCAAAGACUAUGUCAUUCUCGGCACUGUCUCGGACGAGCGAACAGAGACAACAUCAUCGACCACAAAGAGCAGCAGCAGCAGAAGGAGCACAUCUUAUUCAUCAGACACCAGCACCGCCACCGACGACUCCCAGCCGGCAACUACAACCUUUGGACCAGCCGAGACUGUGACCAAGACGAUGCCCGCGGAUGACCCCCAAGGACCUCUGCCCACGGCAAACAACAACAACAACAACCAGACCGAAGAGCCGAAGCAUGACAGCGACCCGUCUGGAGUCGUCCCACUCGCGGUUGGCGUCUCGAUCGGCGCCGUCGCGCUGGUGGCCAUCGUCCUCGGCGGCUGCUGGUGGCACCGGGAUAGGGUGCGGCGGGAGCCGGCGCGGGCCGAGACGCCGCCGCAGACCACGGGGCCGAUUGCUGACUCAAGGGACUUCAUCUACUUGCCUGAGCGGGUAGAGCGCCAUGGACGGAUGAGGGGUUUCUGA